UCUAAGCGUUCUAACAUAAUUGACUAGAAAAUAUAAGUAUUAAAUAACAUAAUAAUAUUGAGUUUAUGCCGCUAACUUGCUAUAAUAUUAAAUAAACAUUAUAGUAUGAUCUAAAAAAACUUAAAUAAUUAAACUAUUUUGAGUUACUGCUUAUUAGUUAUUUUUGUAUGAGAUCGAGUUCAACAAACAUUUAAGAUGAGGAGUGAAGUAAAUAAUGCCAAACCUGAAAUGUGUAUAAAGAAUAAAGAUUAUUUAUACAGACUCAUAAUAAGUCAACUGUUUUAUGAUGGCCAUUCCACAAUUGCAACAAACUUAGCUGUCCUGGUGAAUGUUGAUCCACCUUGUCCUCCAUCAGAUCGACUGAUGAGUGUAGUGACAAAAGGCUUACAGCAUGAAACCGAUAGACAAAAAGAAUCAGAGCAAGCAUUAAACUUAAAUCCAAUUCAACAAAUGUUAAUUGGACCGGGCAUUGAUUUGGAAUUUGAGACUAAUGUUAGCUGUACUGCUCCCGAACCGUCACUUUAUGAAACUGUAUAUGUAACAUCCCACAAAGGACCCUGUAGAGCUGGUGCUUUUAGUCCUGACGGACAGUUAAUCGCUACAGGAAGCAGUGAUGCAUCAAUUAAAAUUUUAGAUGUUGAAAGAAUGCUGGCUAAAGCACAUGAUAUUGGUAAUACUGAUAAUCAAGAAGGACAGGGACAUCCAGUAAUUCGAACGUUAUAUGAUCAUUUAGAAGAAGUGACGUGCUUAGAGUUCCAUCCUAAUAAGCCAAUUUUGGCUUCAGGCUCUCGAGAUUGUCAUGUUAAACUUUUUGAUUAUUCUAAAACAUCUGUGAAGAAAGCCUUUAAGACAAUAAAUGAUGUCGAACCUAUAACAUGUAUUAGUUUUCAUCCCGUCGGAGACUUUUUAGUAAUGGGCACCAAUAGCCCUGUCAUAAGGCUUUACGAUAUAAAUACAGUUCAAUGUUAUGUUUGUUCACUUCCUAGUCAUCAACAUACUGGUCCUGUUACAUCAAUCAAGUAUGAACCAAGUGCCAGGUACUUUGUGUCUUCUAGUCGAGAUGGUUCAAUUAAGUUGUGGGACGCUGUAUCUAAUAAAUGUGUUAACACACUCGAUAAAGCACACGAUGGUAGUCAAGUGUGUUCUGUGACAUUUUCAAGAAAUGGAAAGUACAUCUUAUCAUCAGGCAAAGAUUCUUUAGUGAAACUUUGGGAAUUGUCCACUAGUAGAUGUCUGAUUGCGUAUACUGGAGCUGGAACUACUGGAAAACAAGAACACCGUACCCAAGCAUUGUUUAAUCAUACUGAAGAGUAUGUCAUGUUCCCAGAUGAAGCCACUACAUCUUUGUGUGCAUGGAAUGCACGAAAUGCUUCACGACAACAACUUUUAUCAUUAGGUCAUAAUGGAGCUAUACGUUCAAUAGUGCACUCACCAAAUUCUGCAGCAUUUUUGACUUGUUCAGAUGAUUAUAGAGCCCGUUUUUGGUAUAGAAAACACUUGAUUGGAGCAUAAAUUGAAUAUUUUUAUUUUUAUUCAAACCCUAUUUAUUUAUAUAAUUUUGAAUAAACUUAAUGUACAUGGGUAAAAAUAACUAAAUUAUAUUGAAUUUAUCAGUGUAAUAAUUAAAUAAAAGUGUUUAUAAUAUAAUUAUAAUAAAGUAAUAUUUUAGUAACUUAA
This is a messenger RNA of Aphis gossypii (cotton aphid), 1677 nucleotides long. It is a transcript of the gene CstF50, whose product is annotated as cleavage stimulation factor subunit 1. The coding region runs from base 196 to 1512 and encodes 438 amino acids. NCBI's taxonomy places the organism in Eukaryota, Metazoa, Arthropoda, Insecta, Hemiptera, Aphididae. Gene Ontology annotation, cellular component: mRNA cleavage stimulating factor complex. The transcript has 9 exons. The record is from RefSeq and is a predicted model, not a curated record. Gene Ontology annotation, molecular function: protein binding; RNA binding. Gene Ontology annotation, biological process: mRNA 3'-end processing.